UUAUAUUUCCGUUCGCACCCAGAGCACACAACCCAGUCCUAGUACAAACAUACAUCUAUUUUUCACAACGUAUAUCUAUAUCCAAAUUGCACGGCGCUACACCGUUUUCUUCCGCUUUUUUCAGUUUUGUUCGAGAUCCGAUUCGAUGGCCAAGGCUAAAAUACAUCAGUGGGUCGGUCAACUCCGUGACGUUGGCAGAGUUCUGCGCUGGAACUCUCCCUUAGUAGAUAAAGCCAGUUGGGUUCUGUCCAGGAUUCAGAAAUCAUAUCCCAAGCUGAGCAUCAAGAAGCCAUUACCCCUGCCCCUGCCAUCGUCCAAUGCCACUAAAGCCUCAAAGUCCAAUUCCAAAAGUAGUGAUAUCAGGGACUCUCAGCUGGGCGAUCCAACGAUUCCAAGUAUCGAAACAACCAAGACGGCGCCCCCCCAAAAUGGCUUCAUCAGCCGAGCCCUCUACUACCGCAGAUUCUACGUGAGGCGUUGAAGGACUUGUGGCCCAUUUCAAAAUGGAUACAAAUUAGUCGAAAUUGAAGGUCUUACUCUUUUACACACGGGACUCGUACUGAUCUGAAUAACCGAACAGCCUUGAAACCGGUUGUGUACAAAUUGUCCCAGCUAUUAUCCAAAUUAUUUACUGUGAAAUGCGAGGGCUGCAUUUGUCAUUAUGAAAUUGCAAAUCAAUAAACAUUUGUACCUUUUUUUUACUAAA
This is a messenger RNA of Drosophila teissieri, 706 nucleotides long. RefSeq lists its product as uncharacterized. Bases 146 to 481 code for a protein of 111 amino acids. NCBI's taxonomy places the organism in Eukaryota, Metazoa, Arthropoda, Insecta, Diptera, Drosophilidae. The transcript has 2 exons. The record is from RefSeq and is a predicted model, not a curated record.